GCUUUAUUAAUUUAAUUAUAUAAAAUUAAUUGCAUGGAAAACGAGAAAGAAAAGUACUUGCCUUCAAUGUGCCUUCAAUGUACAUGGUACAAAUAGGUAGUUUAAUCAUCAAUUUAUCAAUGAUAUUGAGUAUUAACCUUAUUGCCCUUUGAAUUUGAAUACACCUGAAGGUCAAUUGCUCAAACCCAUCUUUACUUCCAGAACCAGGACAAAGAAGGUCAAUUGAGGAGCCAUUUGUUAAGAUUGAGAUGCUUACACCUAAAGAAUAUAUUGGUUCACUGAUGGAAUUGGCUCAAGAGCGAAGAGGAGAGUUCAAAGAAAUGAAAUAUAUCACUGAGAAUAGGGCAUCCAUCAUCUAUGAUUUACCACUUGCUGAGAUGGUAGGUGACUUCUUUGAUCAGUUAAAGUCUCGGUCUAAAGGGUAUGCUAGUAUGGAGUACACAUUUGUUGGGUACAAGGAAAGUGAAUUAAUAAAGCUUGAUAUUCAGAUUAAUGGUGAUCGUGUGGAACCAUUGUCUACUAUUGUACACAAGGAUAAGGCCUAUGCUGUGGGAAGAGCUUUGACACAGAAAUUGAAGGAGCUCAUUCCAAGACAAAUGUUUAAAGUACCAAUCCAGGCAUGCAUAGGUUCAAAGGUGAUUGCCAGUGAAUCUUUAUCAGCCAUUAGAAAGGAUGUUUUGGCGAAGUGCUAUGGUGGGGAUAUUACAAGAAAAAAAAAGCUCCUAAAGAAACAGGCUGAAGGGAAGAAAAGAAUGAAGACAAUAGGAAAAGUCGACGUACCUCAAGAGGCCUUCAUGGCUGUAUUGAAACUUGAAAAGGAAGUUUUGUGAUUGUUUGACGUUGUAGCUAUACAUUUAUUAAGGCUUCACAUUAUUUGAGACAAAGAAAAUUAUCUAUACCUUCUCUUUACACCAAAAGGCCCGUGUUCGAAAUGAAAUUUUGUUGUGUGGGGAGUUAUCCAUAGUUGCUUUGAAUUUGAAGAAUAUUAGUCAAUAAUCAAUUAUAAUAUCUUUAGGCGAUCGAGUGGGUUCUAGUGGAACUGAUUUUGAAUUCAAGUUGUAAACAUGUGGAUUCGUUACCGCCUCCCAGACACCAGCGGACAUGUGCUGGUAGUUGACAAUUGCUGGGCCCCCGUAGCAUGCCCAGCACUAGCAACUGGGUGCUGCUGGUGCCAUGCUCGUGCACUCCAGUGCUACCAAGUGGUGCACUGGGGUAUACCACACAUCAGAUCUAGCUCAGCGAAUACCACUGUGCAGAGCUGAGUCACCCCGCCCUUGAUUUGAUUUUUUUCCCUGAGACAAAAUAUGAAAAACUCGAUGGAAUUUGAGGUUAGGAUUCGAUAUUUUGAUGCAAGAUUCGAGACAAGGCCUCGACAACAAGAAGAACAAGGAUUCUUGAGAUUUCAAAAUUUAGUUGUAGUGCUACAAUAUAUGAAAAUGCACAAA
Rubroshorea leprosula is the source of this 1445-nucleotide messenger RNA. The record is from the annotation of a GenBank genome assembly. NCBI's taxonomy places the organism in Eukaryota, Viridiplantae, Streptophyta, Magnoliopsida, Malvales, Dipterocarpaceae.